AUGUCUCAGCUCAGCGAUAACAACGACUCUAGGAAUCACGAAGAACGAGCAGGCCGACCAUUGUCCCCAAACUCCAUGGUACGUGCGCUGGAAGACCUCGAGGCUCAGCUCCUCGCGCAGCAAGAGGCUCUCGUCUCUCGUCAUGUUGGACUGAGGUACAACUCAGCCCUUGCAAGCCAAUUCAGCAACCGAAUGCUUGCCCUCCGCGAGCAGCUGGUAGACCUGCUCUCGGAUUCGGCAGAAGCAGUGAAACACGCGCGCCGCGGCACCUCGGCUCGACGGCCGGGGCCUGUACCUGGUGUUGACCCAGGCUCGGCUGACCAACGGCGCUUGCGGAUUGAGCAACAGCGGAAACAUCUGAGGGAUGAGAUCAACGAGCUACCGCAGGCCAGAGAUAGGUUCUGGCAUCAGGCCAUCGGGCUUGAUGAGCAAAUCCUAACGAUCCGACGAACCGUGGCAGAAACCCAAGUCGAGAGCAAGCGUCUGAAAAGGCAUAUCGAGAAAGCAGAGAAACAGCAAUGUCGCGACAACUAG
This is a messenger RNA of Diaporthe citri, 534 nucleotides long. RefSeq lists its product as uncharacterized. The coding region runs from base 1 to 534 and encodes 177 amino acids. The record is from RefSeq and is a predicted model, not a curated record. The transcript has a single exon. NCBI's taxonomy places the organism in Eukaryota, Fungi, Ascomycota, Sordariomycetes, Diaporthales, Diaporthaceae.